UGGAUAGCCCAAGCGCCUCUCAUUAAACCUCCAUACCGGUACAUUUUGAGUUUUUACACAAAUAAUAAUUAGGUUUGUACCUGUAUUUUCAAAAUUUUCCUUAUUAGUUCCAUGACUCUUUAUAUUAUAUGUGUGUGUUCUCAUUGUCCUAAGAGGCAGAGAGUUAAGAACAAGGCGUGCUUUGCGCUUUUGAGGAAGAGAGAGAAAGAGAGUAUAAUUAAAACUCUUUCACAGAGAAGAGUUUGGUAGGGCUUGUUAAUGGCGAUUUGAUCGAAGGUUUGGCUGCAAUAAAUUUGAGAGUUUGAGGGUAUAUUGCAUUGGGUCUGGUCUUUCUUUGCUUUAUAUAUCCAACUAUAAGCCAAAGAGAGAGAGAUAGCGGUAUUUCUGGGGGAAGAAAUUUGCUUUGCUUUGUUCUUGGAAUAAGUGGUGGUUUCAGUCAGAGAAUAUCUGGGUCGUUGUUAUUUAAAGGAGGAACUACACAGUGUUUAAGAAAGCGGUUCUUUAAGGCCUUGGUACUUCCAAGGUUUUGGUUUUUUGCUCUGGUUUUAAGGUUUUUUUGUGUUUCUCUGGUAAUUUGAAAGACGAGAAUGGUUGAGAUGGACUGGCCCUCUUCUUUGAAUGAAUACGAAAAGCUUGUGAUUCGGAUGAACGCUCCUAGGGUCGUGAUCGACAAUGCCGUUCGCCCCACUGCGACUCUUGUCACGGUUGAUAGUGCUAGAAGGCAUGGAAUUUUACUUGAGGCCGUGCAAGUUCUCACGGAUCUGAACCUUUCCAUCAAAAAGGCUUACAUAUCUUCAGAUGGAAGAUGGUUAAUGGAUGCGACCUAAUUUCAAGCAAAAGAAUCUUUUCAAGUUCAGAAUGCAAAUACAGCUUUUGAGUGAGGAAUUUCAACAACCAUGCUUAAU
Messenger RNA from Quercus lobata, 905 nucleotides. Its product is annotated as ACT domain-containing protein ACR8-like. The coding region runs from base 588 to 827 and encodes 79 amino acids. The record is from RefSeq and is a predicted model, not a curated record. Lineage: Eukaryota; Viridiplantae; Streptophyta; Magnoliopsida; Fagales; Fagaceae. The transcript has 4 exons.